AUGUCCCAAAUAUACGACUGGCUCGUCCAGAUUCCCAUCAAUGCAGACGACAUGGAAGCGUGGGCCGAAACCCGUGAGGCGCACCUCUCGCACCUUAAACCCUACGUCUUGGACAGGACCGUCGUCUUCGCGGGUCCGACCCUCUCACGGCAUCCAAAGAACCCCGACGACCCGCUCGAAAUCACAGGCAGUGUCUUGAUGCUGCGAGCCGGUACAGAGCUGGAAGUGCGGGAUAUCAUCGCGAAGAAUCCGUUUGUGGAGGCAGGGGUGUGGGAUAUGGAGCGUGCUCUAGUUCAGCCAUUCAAGUGCGGUGUCAGGACUGCUUAA
Messenger RNA from Aspergillus nidulans FGSC A4, 327 nucleotides. Its product is annotated as YciI family protein. Bases 1 to 327 code for a protein of 108 amino acids. The record is from RefSeq and is a predicted model, not a curated record. Lineage: Eukaryota; Fungi; Ascomycota; Eurotiomycetes; Eurotiales; Aspergillaceae. The transcript has a single exon.